AACGCACAUCCUGGUGGUCGCAAAUUAUAAGACGGGGUCGCCACAACAGCAUCUUGUAUUGGUUGCGUGUUCAACAACGGCAGCGUUGUUAUGUAUAAAGAGGUGUUCUGUUGUUUUUAACGCAACAGUGUGAUUUGAGAGUAAGACUACGGGCGGUGUAUUCUCUUAAAAUCUCAUUGUAUUGACGACAUUAGCGUGUGCUUCUACCUGUACUGACAAGUAAGUUUUCAUCGGUGUUUAAUUUUCUGAUAAUGUUAAAACGAUUUAAAUUAUUUUAAUAUUUAUUUUAAAAUCGUAGAAUUUUUUUUAUUUUUUUAUUUUUUUUUUGUGUGUGCACGGUACAAUCCCAAUAGCAAAGUUAUCAUUCUUCGCUCUCAGGUGUUAUAUGAUCUUCUUAAUCCUUAUUCCUUAUGUACCAUCAAUUAUCUUGUCGUCAAAAUUACGCAUGCCUUCCAUUCAAAGUUACUGAAAGAAAGAUGUCAACAGAAGUUGUAGAUGUUGAUGGAGACAUGAACCUUAGAGUCGAUUCGAGAAGCUGUAGAAAUGGAUUUAAAUUGAAAGUGUUUUCUAAAAGCCCCCAUGCUGUGGCGUAGCGAGGGUUUUCGCGCCCUGGGACAAGAUUCGCGCCCGGGGAAAAGAUCCAUUUUUAGCGCCCCUUUUUCUUUUUUCAACUCUCAAACCCAUUAUUUUCAUCAAUAAAAUAAUAUCAACGACAGAUGUCCUAAUUCGCGAGCUACUAUUUGCGGAUGAUGCGGCACUAACAGCACACACAGAAUUGUUUUGCAACAACUCGUGUCAAGCUUCUCCAAUGCCUGCAAAGAAUUUGGUCUGCAAAUCAGCUUGAAAAAGACAAACAUCAUGGCCCAAGACACUCGACCUCCACCUAACAUAAAAUAUGAUAAUGAAAACUUGGAGGUUGUGGACAGCUUCACCUACUUGGGGUCCAAGGUCUCCAAUACACUGUCCAUUGAAGAAGAAAUUAACAUCAGAAUCGGCAAGGCAGCUGCCACAAUGGCUAAACUAAAUAAACGAGUCUGGCAAAACACCAAGCUAACGGAGAAAACCAAACUGUGCGUCUAUCGAGCUUGUGUCAUCAGUACACUACUAUACGGGAGCGACACAUGGACCACCUAUACAUCCCAAGAGCGCAAGCUAAAUAGCUUCCAUAUGAUAUGCAUGCGUCGCAUCCUUGGUAUUAAAUGGCAAGAAAAAGUGACCAAUAGUGAGGUCCUAAUGCGUGCGAAUACCCAAAGCAUGUUCACAAUCCUUAAUGAAAGACGCCUGAGAUGGCUAGGUCAUGUUAAAAGAAUGAGUCCCGGCCGCAUUCCGAAAGACCUCCUAUAUGGUGAACUUGCUUCUGGAAAGAGGAAAACAGGUCGCCCACGUCUGCGAUUUAAAGAUGUCUGUCAAAGGGACAUGAAAGCAGCCAAAAUACAUACAAGUGACUGGGAGUGUAAGGCAAAAGACCGAUCUACGUGGCGCACAGUUGUCAAAGAGGGCGUCAUGGUAGCCGAGGUGCGAAGAAUGGAAGAGGCUGCAGACAGAAGAGCUAGGAGGAAGGCCAAAACAUUUGGAAGCACGGAACUCGUGUGUAAAAACUGUGGUAAAGACUGUCACUCAAGGAUAGGAUUGCACAGCCACUCGAGAAAAUGCAACCCAACCCAACGGUGAUGCACCAUCGUCUCACGAGACGGAAUGAUGCCGAUAUAAUAUACCAUAACCAGUUCUCGUUUCAAGAAGUCUUUGAAUACUGAUUGAUUUUAGUUACUUUUUUGUUCCUUUUAUAAUCUUCUACUUUUUAACGUCUAGCAUUUCAAAGGCCUUACUGGCACGCUUGAAUAUUUAACAAGUUGACAUGAAUUUUGACUAGCUCUUAUUUCUUGGCGUAUUUUCUUUAGUUCUGUCCGCUGAAGAAGUCUCAUGCACGAAACACCCUUAUCUUUUCUCCUGUCUUUAGACGCAAACUGCCACAUACACAGUGCUGUUAUAUCCUUGAAUAGAGACACGGAAAUCUUCACAAGCUGGCAUUGCUUGCAAUAAUACAUUUCUUUGUUUGGUCGUUAAAAAGAAUAUGAAUUAGCGUGGGUUUUGGGGGGAAUUGGCGUGUCAGCCAAGUAUGCUUCUAUCUUUUUGAAUACCUCUUUGGCAAUGUCCAUGAUUGCUUUUUUUUCCCAUAAGUUAUAUUUAAAUAUAACUGCUAUUUUCUUAUUGCAGUCAGGUCACAUGACUGUAGCAGAAAAAUUAUAUAUUUCAGGUGAAAACAAGCCAAAAAUAUUCUACGCAGAGCAAAGCCAUCUAGAAACUUGAUCUGAAGAUAGUUUACAUCAUAUCUUUUUAUAAAGGUAGUAGUAUCAUUUCAUUCAUGCUGAACUGAGUUCAUAAUUUCUAAAUGUUUAAAAAAUGUAAUAUUAUAAUUUGAUAAUUUAUUUUAAUUAAGUGAUGUUAUUACAUAUUCUUCUAGUUGUGCUUUGACUUCAUUCUGGUCAGCUUCUGUGGUCAGCUGGUUUUUGGUAAGUAUUUGGUAAUAAUAUCGUUUUUAUCUCUGACUUCGGUCAUUGUGUAUUAUGCUUAUUCUUUGCUUAUAUUUAGCCCUUGCAAGUAGAUGGUCAGAGUUUGCAUUUGCUCAUCGAUAGCUUCUUACGUCUAGCAUGUCUGAAACAUGCCGCCGAUCGAUUCGAGAAUGAUCAACUUCGUUGUGAAUGAUUCCAUCUGGACAGUUCCGAGUAACGUUAUGCAUAAUUUGUGUGGGGAAACUUGGUGCUGCUGUCAUCCCAUUUCCCGAAGCAAAGUCUGGGAGUCGGAUCCCAUUGCCAUUGGAUUCUUCAUAUAGACUGUCCUUGCCAAUACUUUUUCUUUCCCUAUUAUUGCAUCAACGCCCCCCCCCAAAUAACUUAAUACCAUUUUGUGGUGCUUAAUAUUCGAUUUUUUUUACAUAGCCUCAAAAAGGAUGUUUUUAUCUCAUCUUAUGUAUCUUCGGUGGGAGAGUAAAAGUUUACAAUUGCUAUAUUCAACAUUUUCCUUCGCACAUGCAAUAUACCUGAUAUUCAUUAAAUUUAUUUUUUUUAAAUAUAUAAUAAGAAUAAGAAUCAAAAUAAUAUCAUUCCCUAAGUUGUUUUUCCCCACAAAACUAUUUACCUUUGCCUAAGCUUAAUUGUAAUUUUAUUUCUGGAAAUAUUGGACGAGUAGAUCAUGAUGCAGCUGUGAGCAGUUUUCGCAGUGGAUUAGUCAUGUAUCAUACCAUGACAGCAAAAUUUCGAGCAACAUGAAAAUUAACUUUUCUAUUUCAGUCAAAAUCGUAAAUGAUUUUAUGGCAACUUUCGGUGCCGAAAUCGAAAUGCGGUCGGGAGCUUUAAUUUAUAAGUCAUUAACAAAAAUUUGCUUUUGCAAUCCUGAUAUUGAUCUCUUCAUCAACGGAGAGAGAACAACUAAAAAUAUUGGAUCCCAGGUAUAUGAAAUGAUCUACAAACGAAAGAUUAUGACCCUCAAUAGAUAUGGUUGGAGGUGACGGUGCUUCUUGUAUCAUUACAUGAGUUUUCUGUAGACUAAUCGAAAUAUGUGUAUAUACCACAUUGGAUACAAAUAAACAAUUAAUUGUUGGUUAUGACAAAUAUUAAUAUUAACAUAACACUAGAAAAUUCAUUAAAAUGAAAUAACAAGCUCUCGGCCUCUGUUGUUUUUUUCUACUGACCACACUGAUGUCCAGAUUAUUUGUAUUUAUUUCAAAGCUGAUAUGUUUUAUCAACUAAUUGUAUCACAAUCCAAUCAACCACGGACAGCUGUUGCAUUUAGAUCAACUUGAAAUUACUAUAAUAGCACAGCCAUUGAUACUGUUUAGUCAGAUAUUGUAUCUGCUUGGACCAAUUCAUUUAGUGUUAGAUUUUCCAUACCGGUGGUGUGUUACAUUUAUGAAAUGAGUAUGUCCUAUCCUCUACUUCUUCUCUUGAUGAUUCAAUGUUGUUGAUCCAGACUCCAGAGACAACAUUGGCAUGCAUAUCAUUUCAUCUGGUCAAUAUGAAAUUGAACUUUGCCUCCAUGUCAGCAGUUUGCUCAGUUUUUAUCUUUUAGACCCGUGCACUGUAUAGGCCUGUCUAUUGGCCUAAAUUAAAAAAAAAUUGUGAAUUUCAUAAUGCAGAGAAUGAACUCCUAUUAUCUAGUAAUAGUUCAAUUGGGUCUUGUAGAUGAGAAGUCCAGUGAGUGUUAGAAACAUUGUUCAUCAACUGGAAAUGUCCAGUUUUAAAAUCACGCUGGCUCAGUUGCCAUAACAUUGCAGCCGCAAACGCUGUGUACAUUUACAAAGCUUCUCCAGCCUUGAUGGUGUAAAUUGAAGUUGAAAAAUGAUCAAGGUGAAUGAAAUGGUCAUCUCCUCUUGUUUUAGACAGGUUUAUGUAGGUAGAUCAGGUCUUAAGGCAGUAAUAGCCAUGUCAUGAUGACUGGGUGGUCCAAUGUCCUAGUCACCACUCUCAUAAUGUGAAAUGAUAAGCUGUACAUUUAAGCUAAGAUCUUAUAAUUUCAAACAACUGAAUAAAACUAAAUGCGUUAAUCAAUUAAAAAUAAUACAAAUCAAAAAUUAAAGUUUCUUUUUUUAAAUCCACAAUAAAUCAUAGACCGAAAAGGCUUUGCCUCCUCUUGGCGUAUUAAAUGGAAAUUACACGCAAAUAUGUCUAAGAAAAAAAUGAUAGCAUAUACACUUGAUACACAAACAUGCGUAAGCUUAAAUACUUAUUUGACAUUUUUAUGAAGUUCACUGUUACAUUUUAACUACGUAGAAUGCUUUUUGAACUAUCGUAAUAAAGAAAAAAGUCUUAGCUUUAAAAGGGUUUGUCAUUUCUAUGACCAGAAAACGUCACAUCGUUUUACGUAAUGUUACUAUUUUUAGACAAUUUAGAACAUAGAUUCUAACAUUGCAUUUCCAAAUAUAAAAAAGUAGUAACAAUUUUUUGAUUUUUAAAUCUUUCUUAAAAUAAAGUUGUUAACACGUUUUCGUCUAGGUCUUCACCCACUAUGCCGGCUCACAUUAACAAAGAACUCCCCAACAGCUGUUGAGAGAGAGGCCAAACGGAGUACCUGGACAUUUUUUUAUAAAUAUCUUAGUGAGCUUUGGCCAUACUGUAUGCCCGGAUGUUCUAUUAAUAGAUUGCCGCCAUUAAAUGACAAACCCUAUCGCAAACUUUCGCUUGGGUCAACUUGCACAAACUCAUCAGCAGUGCUGUCUUUCUCUUGGUUCUAUUCUGCUAGAAACACUUCUUGACUUCAAAUGUUAUUUACAACAUCAUUGGUGUAUUACUGUGGAACCUUUUUUUUUUUUGGUAUAUUUUUGUGUUACCGACCGUUCAGUGAAUUUUGGUAUCGUUUAACAAACCCAAACCCAAACAUAAACCCAAACAAGAUACAAUAACUAAAAAAAAUUUGUUUAUUUAAAAAGCUGAAUCGAAGCUUAAAAUAGCUAAUUUUUAAACAAUUGUAUUCAUGAAAUUAAAGUGCAGCGUUAAAUAUAAUUUUGGUACAUAAAAAGGAGUGAAAAAAAAAAUCAAGUUAUAAUCCACGAGUCACUCCUGAUCCAAAAGUUAAUAUGUGACGCAACUUUGAGAGUUCAAAGGAUAUUUUAUUUUUGUUAAGGGUGUGUGUGUGUGUGUGGGGGGGGGGGGCUUGCAGAGUAUUGAAAAGUUUGAGAAUAAAUGGUUUAGAAGUUUGAUUUUCCUGUUGUUCACGAAUAAUACAAAGAUUUCAUUUAAUUGUUACUGGCUGUUUACAUGAAAUGGACUGAGAAGCUCUCAACUGAAAAAUUUUACCAUCUUAUAACAGGUGCUACGGUAACAUAUAUAAGGUGACAGACGGGGUUAGUUUAAAAUGUAAAUUUUAAAAAGUCAAAUUACAUCUGUAUGUCCUAACGUAAAUAAUUGUAUCAUCAUCGGCGUUUACAUUUUAAAAAAAAACUAAAGGUAUCUGUUUAUGACAGGUAGAUAUUUUUAGGUCAACUAUAACGAAACCGUUUUUGAUAAAUUAUCGGUAAAAAAAACUUCGACUGUACUUUCUCCGAAAUUGGUGCGGUUUUUUUCAGAAUCAACCGUUUUCCGCCCCUGGUUUCUAAUUAAUUAUUGAAUUCCGUGGCCUUCCUUCAGUAUUUUCAAAGGACUCUUAUAAAGCCGAGCUUAAAGCUGCCUAUACUUCUUAUAAUAAUGUCUUUAAACAUCAGCAGAUCGUACAACUCAUUUCACGAUGCCAUCACAGAAAGUUCGCUUGUGUUUCCUCGCUGUCUGCAUCUUCUCAGUGACACACCAAGUGGCGUCCAUCAGUGUCGGAGCCUUCAACAUUCAAACUUACGGUGACGCGAAACAGGCGGCGCAGGGCCCAAAUAUCGCUCAGGUGCUGACCCAUUACGACAUCGUCCUCAUCCAGGAGGUCCGUGACCAGGACCACUCGGCCCUCAUCAAUCUCAAGAACCUGCUCGGGUCCACCGCCUGGGACUACGUGUCCAGCAAUCCCGUAGGACGCACGACCCGCUACAAGGAGCAGUAUGUUUUCUUUUACAAGAAGGUUUCCCUGAACGUCCUGGGGAAUUUCCAGUACAACGAUUCCAAGAGUGAUGUGUUUGAGCGUGAGCCGUUCGCCGUGGACAUAGAGUACCCGUCCACGUCACUAGGCCACGCCGUCAAUGUCGUGCUGAUGGGUAUACACACAAAGCCCGACAUGGCAUUGGAAGAGUUACAAGUGAGUACAUUCAGAAUUUUAAAUGUGUGAGAUCAAAGCAGUGGUCUGGCUGGGUAUUCCGCCGAACGUAGGAAAAAUAUCACAGGAAAAUAAAUUCACCGAAAAUAAGCGACACACAAAAAAAAGAUCACAAUUUUUAUAAUUGUGUACGGUGUCAGUGUUUAUGUGUUGUAUUAUUUUUAAAAUGUAUUUAUAUUUGUAAGUCCAUAUUAAUUUUGAUUAUCGAGUGAUUAACACCAAAUAGAAAAUUGCGGCAGCUCAUUCGGAUCAUGAUUUGACUCUCUUCUGGCUUCCGAUUAAAUAGGUUUUUGUAAUUUUUAGAAGGUAAGCCUGUUAUAUUUCACACAUUCAUUCCCCGAUUUGUUCAUAUUCAGAAGCCAAUAAACACGUAUAUGAAAGAUUGAAUAACAAUAAAUCGGAGUAAGUGAUUGCGAUCAAUAAAGCUCUCGUACAGUAAGAUCGUGAUGUGGUUCUCUUUCGGGGUAAGCGAUGACAGGAAGCGUCCGUCAAUCAAGGCCGUUGAGACUUGGAUCUUUGGCUGCUUGGGCUGUGACAGAGGGUGCGGUUAUACCUGUAAAUCAGGUUACUGUGCAUUUUUAUGAGUAUUCUUAACAAGAGUGCUGCAGAAUAAGUUUUGAAAUCAUGAGUGGGCGAGGCGAUGCAAAACGAUUUAGAGCCCCUGACAUAUAGACAAUACGUCAUGUUAUUGAACACUAGAGGGCUAAAAUUUUCAUAAUGGUCUCUAACACAUUCACAAGUCCUAAAUAAUUUUUAAACUGAGGGGAAGGGUGGGGUGGGGGGGAACUGAGCUCACCAUUUUGACCUAUGCUGCAGGAGCUCUUGGACAGUCAGGUAAAUAUGUGUCCCGAUUAAAACAGUAUUAGUAUUAAAUAUAUAUAUAUAUAUAUAUAUAUAUAUAUAUAUCACACAUUGUAAUUACUUUGUUCAAUUGUGUUUUCUCCUCCCAGGCCUUGCCAACCGCCAUGACAGCUGCCAAAGCUCUCUUCCCCAACGCCGCCGGUGUCAUUGCCAUGGGCGACUUCAAUGCCGACUGUUCUUACCUUAACAACCAGGAGAAGGCAACCCUUCCCUUGUUUGUCGACCCCAAAUAUCGGAGCUUGAUUGCCGACACCGUCGACACCACCACAUCGACCACCACCGACUGCGCCUAUGACAGGAUCGUCAUAGAAGGCAACGCGGAUAUCAUGGCCGAUUCUGCCAAAGUUUACAGAUUCGAUACUGCCCUUGGGCUCAACAACACCAUCACUCGGGCUAUCAGUGACCAUUACCCGGUGGAGUUCAGGCUGAACUAGAAACUCUUUUGGGCGAUAACAUUCGUUCAUCAGGCUUUCACUAUUGAUCUUUUUUUUUAAAUUUGGGGGGGGGGGGCAAGUAGAGAUUAAAAUAACUUUAACUCUUCAUUUAUAAAUUAUGGUUUAACAAAAAGAAAGUGUGCAAAUUGAAAGGUGCGUUUGACUCCCCCCCCCCCCC
Messenger RNA from Lymnaea stagnalis (great pond snail), 8199 nucleotides. The record is from the annotation of a GenBank genome assembly. NCBI's taxonomy places the organism in Eukaryota, Metazoa, Mollusca, Gastropoda, Lymnaeidae.